AUUUCCAUUGCCUUUCUCGGCCUCUACUCUCCCCAGACUCAUCUCAUCUUCUUCCCCAAAUCCAAAUGGAUCGACCCAGAUUCGUGAUCGAGGCCGCUGAAGCCAAAUCCCUGGCACACAAAUCCGGUCUCACAAUCCACCAACUCCUCCCUACUUUAGUCAAAUCUGCCAAAACUCUCGCCCGCCCGCCCAUCUCUAACUACCACGUCGGCGUAGUGGGACUCGGCUCUUCGGGUCGGAUUUUCUUCGGGGGUAACCUCGAAUUCCCGGGUCUCCCUCUCCAUCACUCCGUUCACGCUGAGCAGUUCCUCGUCACCAACCUGAUCCUCAAUGCGGAGCCCGGUCUCCAAUGCUUCGCCGUCUCAUCCGCCCCCUGCGGUCACUGCCGCCAAUUCUUGCAGGAAAUCCGGAACGCUUCCGAUAUCAAAAUCGCCGUGACGUCAUCAUCCGAUGAGAACAAAAAACAACAACAGGAAGAUCAUGGAUGUAAUUAUUACACGUUGUCGCAUUUUCUACCGGACAGGUUCGGCCCAGAUGAUUUGCUGGAAAAGGAUGUUCCUUUGCUCUUGGAAACUCACCAGAACGGCUUGUCUUUUGGGAAUGACGACGGCGGCGGUGAGGAGGAUGAUGGUUCUCACCAGUGUUGUAACGGUGACGUGUCGGGGAGUUUAAAGUUUGCAGCUUUAGAGGCUGCGAACAAGUCUCAUGCGCCGUACAGUAAGUGCCCAUCUGGGGUAGCGAUUAAGGAUUCUGAAGGGAAGGUUUAUAAGGGGUCUUAUACAGAGUCGGCGGCGUAUAAUCCAAGCUUGGGUCCUGUACAGGCGGCCCUGGUGGCUUACGUGGCGAGUGGAAAUGGCGGUGGGUAUGAGAGGAUUGUGGAGGCGGUGUUAGUGGAGACAGAGGGCGGAGUUGUGAGGCAAGAACAGACAGCUCGAUUACUUUUGCAGGUGAUUUCGCCCAAGUGUCAGUUUAAGGUUUUUCAUUGUAAAAGGGCUUCUUGUUGAUGACUCCUUGUGUUUAUCAUUAAGUUUCAUGACGAUCAUCCACUCGUGUCCAAUUGAACCAUGAAUGGAUGAUGUAUUAAUGAAUAAAGAUCAUUGUAGUUCUUCUUCUA
Mangifera indica (mango) is the source of this 1114-nucleotide messenger RNA. Its product is annotated as cytidine deaminase 1-like. Gene Ontology annotation, cellular component: cytosol. The transcript has a single exon. Bases 66 to 1004 code for a protein of 312 amino acids. The record is from RefSeq and is a predicted model, not a curated record. Gene Ontology annotation, molecular function: cytidine deaminase activity; zinc ion binding. NCBI's taxonomy places the organism in Eukaryota, Viridiplantae, Streptophyta, Magnoliopsida, Sapindales, Anacardiaceae.